AUGAGCAAUGAUUCUACUCGCGCAGGCGGGAAGCGUGGUGAGCGUUUUGAGCCCGCUCAAACGUUCGGCACAGUCUGCACAUCGACCUCAAAUACCGUCUGGACGCCUGAACCCUCGACUCGAAGCACUGGCAGCGGAAGAGCUUUCGUAGGCGCGAACGAAGAUGUGCUGUGUUGGGACGUGAAAAAGGGGGAAUUGCUGUCCAAAUGGCACGAUAAAGAUAACAGAAGCGCAGUGACAUGCAUAUCGCAAUGCCAUGCUCAGCCAGAUCUGCUUGCGGUUGGAUAUAACGAUGGAUCCAUACGCAUUUGGGAUGCGCUGUCUGGGCAGAUCGUCGUCAGCUUCAAUGGCCACAGAAGUGCAGUGACACAUCUCCAGUUCGAUGCGGAAGGAUCGAGACUGGCGAGUGGAAGUCGCGAUACGGACAUCAUCAUCUGGAAUCUACUUUCCGAGACCUCAGAGUUCAGGUUGCGAGGGCACAAGGACCAGAUCACGGGGCUUUCAUUUUUGAGAACACCAGUAGGCGAUGCGUCCGAGGUUGAGAUUGGGGAGAUUGAGGAGAAUUAUCUACUGUCCACUUCGAAAGACGCACUGGUGAAAAUCUGGGACUUGACUACUCCUCACUGCAUCGAAACACAUGUCGCCCAGACGAGCGGAGAGUGUUGGGCGCUCGGCCUGAGUCCUGACGGCGCUGGAUGUAUCACUGCUGGCAACGACGGCGAGCUGAAGGUGUGGAGGCUGGAUGUCGUUGCACUUGCAAAACUUGGCAGUACCGUUGGCGAAAGCAAGAAGCAAGACGUGCUGCAAAGCCAAGGAAUCAUCCAUCGACAAGGCAAAGAUCGAACCAUCGGAGUCGUCUUCCAUCCCAAACAGGACUAUGUCGCUAUACAUGGCUCGGAAAAGGCUGUUGAGUUAUGGCGAAUACGCUCAGCAGAGGAAUUAGAUCGACACAUGAAGCGGAAGCGAAGAAGAAGACGAGAGAAAGCCGCUGCGGCAGGAGAAACUGCUGCGCCUGAGAUAGACGAAGUGCCGGAGACUCCUGAUGUCACAGACGUCUUCAUUCCUGUUGUUACUGUUCGGACUGGCGGCAAGGUCCGCUCAGUCAACUGGAUGACAUCGAGAACAAAAUCGUCAAAGCACAUUCAAUUACUUGCUGGCCUCACAAAUAACCAGCUCGAGGUCUACAGCAUCGAAUCUAUCAAGACCCAGGACAAGGCGGAGCGAAAGAUUCCCGACUACAGCAGAUCGCUGGCAGUCGAGCUUCCCGGACAUCGAUCAGAUAUCAGAACUCUCGCAUUGUCUUCAGAUGAUCGCAUGCUUGCGAGUGCGUCGAAAGGUCUGCUGAAGAUCUGGAAUCUGCGUACUCGGUCAUGCUUGCGGACGCUUGAAUGUGGAGAAGCCAUUUGCUCCACAUUCCUACCAGGCGAUCGCAUGGUCUUGUUGGGUACCGGAGCAGGCGAGCUGGAACUAUACGACAUCGGCACCAGCACACUUGUCGAGAAGAUUCAGGCACAUGACGGCAAAAUCUGGACACUGGCAGUGCACCCAGACGGACGUUCCGUAGCUACGGGUUCAGAAGACAAGACAGUCAAGUUCUGGCGGUUUGACCUUGUUGACGAGGAGAUACCUGGAACGAGGCGAACGGUGCAGAAGUUGAAGCUUGCGCAAACACGACUUCUCAAAGCAGCAGACGCUGUUCUAUCAGUAUGUUUUUCACCUGACCAGAAAUACCUCGCCGUCAGUACGAUGGAUUCCAAAGUAUACACGUACUUUGUCGACAGCCUGAAACAGUAUCACAUCCUCUAUGGACACAAGCUACCUGUUCUGAGUGUCAGCAUAAGUAGCGAUUCCAAGUUAGUUGCUACAGCUUCAGCCGACAAGAAUGUGAGGAUUUGGGGUCUUGACUUUGGCGACUGUCACAAGGCGUUCUUCGCUCACCAGGACAACGUCAUGGCUUGCGGGUUUAUACCACACCCUGUCGAGCAGGACGAGAAGCAUACUGUUUUCAGUGUCGGCAAAGAUGGGGUUCUCAAGUCUUGGGACGCCGACAAGUUCGAGCAAAUUCAAAAGCUUGAAGGUCACCAUGGCGAGAUCUGGGCGAUGGCGAUAAGCCGGACUGGUGAGACCGUUGUCACAGCUGCACAUGACAAAAGCAUAAGGGUAUGGAACGUUGGCGACGACCUGAUAUUCCUUGAAGAAGAACGUGAACGGGAGCUCGAAGAAAUGUACGAAUCGACAUUAGCUCAAAACAUGGACCGAGACUUCCAAGGCAAUGAAGAACAAGACGCAGAAGUCGGCGCUGCAACGAAGCAGACUAUAUCAACAUUGACACACGGCGAAAAGAUUAUGGAGGCCCUCGACAUCGCUCUGGUCGAUCUAGAGCUGAUGCAGCAGUAUGAACGAGAGAAGGCUAGCAAUCCCAAGCUUGCACCACCCCAGGACCGAAACCCAAUCUUCGCACACAUGAACAUCUCCGCCGAACAGCACGUUCUUCAGACCUUACGAAAAGUCCCAUCCGCUGCUCUGAAUGACGCACUUCUCGUCAUACCGUUCACCACACUCCCAACUCUCUACCGCUUCCUGGCCAUUUUCUUCCGGAAACGCAUGCAACCAGAAUUGGCUUGGAGGAUCACGUACUUCAUGUUGCAGGCACACAUGACACAGAUCGUGGCUUCGAGGCAGCUGAGAGACGUGCUCGGAGACGUCUACGAGGCGUUUGAUGCUUGGAUAGAGGAAGAGAAGGGCAUCGUCGGCUUCAAUCUCGCGGCUCUGAAUAUCAUGUGCCGAGAAGCACGCGAGAAUGAAAAUCUGUAUUUAGACGAGAAAGUUGAGGAGGAGAUUGAGCCUGAGAAAGGUAGGAAGAAGAGGGCUUUUGCUAAUUUGGGAUAGAUUCAACGAUAUGAGGGAACCACAGAUCGCAGCAUGUAAUGGCAUAGCGGGCGGUAGAGGUUACCGCUGAAAGGAAGUAGUCUGCUUAGAGGAUGAGACUUUUGCG
Molecule: messenger RNA, 2995 nt
Organism: Pseudocercospora fijiensis CIRAD86
Lineage: Eukaryota; Fungi; Ascomycota; Dothideomycetes; Mycosphaerellales; Mycosphaerellaceae
Exons: 2
Coding region: 1-2889 (962 amino acids)
Biological process (GO): maturation of SSU-rRNA
Cellular component (GO): Pwp2p-containing subcomplex of 90S preribosome; small-subunit processome
Molecular function (GO): snoRNA binding; protein binding
Source: RefSeq, a predicted model, not a curated record